AUGCAAGUAAUAACAGCUGAUAAAAUAGGCUUAUUAAAAUAUAUACAAUGCAGGACAAAGAGUUCUGUUAUUCAACAGGAACUCCACCCUCAUUUGAGUAGAACAGUUAACAACAUGACGUGGUCUGGAGGAUAUGGAGGAUAUGAAGAAUCAGAAAUAACUCUAUGUAGAACGAAUGGACUAGUUGAAAGCUUUGAAUUUUAUGAGAAAGAAGAAAGUCCCUAUAUUAGUGAUACGUGCUCCUUAUCAUUUUUAAGCUGUAAUAACUGUAUUUAUACAAGGAUGCUGAACCAUCAUCAUAGUAUAAUAUAUGAUGAUUUAUUUAAUAAAGACAAAGAAAAGUACAAAAAUUACUCAAAUAUUAUGCCUUUAUAUACGUGUGCCAAAAUAAUAAAAAAUGGUAUAUAUAAAGACUAUCUAUUAAAUGAUAGACUUUUAGUUACAGUAAGUAAUAGCGGACAUGUAAAUGUGUUGAAAUGGGGAAAUGGCGAUAAGUUUAAAUAUCUUUUAAAUAAUAAAGACGAAAUAAAAUACCAAAAUGAUAAGGACAAAAGAAUUCAAGUUUACUUGAAAAAUUAUAAGAAUGAUAUACUGGACAAUAUUCAAUUUAAACAAAUUGACGAAAAGGAUAGUACAAAUAUAAUUAUUAGAAAAAAUGAGUAUGCAAAUAUUAACAUUGAAGAUAUAUGUAAAGAAUAUCAUUAUAAUAAUAUGAUAUCAAAAGAAAACAUAAUACAAUCUUAUAUUUUAAGUAAUCCAGUUGAUGCAUCUUGUGUUAAUGAAUUAUUAACAAAUCGACUAGCUAUCGGUGGUUAUAAAAAUUGCUUAAAGGUAUUUGAUUUAUUUUCUGGUACUUAUUUAUGGAAAUCUAGAAAUUUAGGAAUAAGUUUAUUAAAUAUAAAUUGUGAAACACUUAUAAAAUCUAUAAAUUUUCUCAAUGAUAUAAAUGUUAAUGUAUUAGCAGCUGCAACAUAUGAUCAAAAAAUUAUACUUUAUGAUAUGAGAUGCCAAAAUAAACCUGUUUAUAUUUAUGAUCAUUAUAAGACUAAAAAUGUUAGCAAAAGUAAAUUCAACUAUUUUGAUCAUAAUUAUUCGGAGAGUGAUCUUGUUUUCACAUCCAUAUGUAAUAACCCUCAUAUAUAUACAGAAGAACAGUAUAACAGUACCAUGGGUGUACACGUUACUACUAAUGUUAACAAAAAAAAUCAAGAUGAUAACACAAUAGUAGCAAACGGACAAACUACAAAUCUCAUACAAGAAGAAACGAAAAACUCUUCAAUAAUAAAUGAAGUACAUAACGUAGAGCAUUUCCCCAGUUCUGCGGAAGGACAGAUAUUCGCUAAAUUUAACAUACAGGAGUUACAGUCAAGGAACAUGAAAAUUUUUGACAACAUUCGAAAAGGGAAAGAACCACUACCAAAAGAAGAACCAGCAGUAGGAACAGUAGCAGCAGAAGCAGAGGUGAACGCACAGGUAGAUACAACCUUACGAAAUGCAAAAAGAAGAAAAACGGACACAACACUUUUAAACAUUGACCCCAAGGAAAACCUUCCAAAUCGACUUCUUACUCCCCUUCAUAUUAAAAAAGAAGAGAACUGUAAAAAUUAUCUAAUAAAAAAAUUUGCUUAUAGAGACAGUCAGAAUAUGUUUGUUUCAGAUAAUUAUGGCAAUGUAUACAAAUUUGAAAUUUUAACUGGAGAUAAAUUAUUAAAUUAUAUUUAUAUGAAAAAGUGCUCACAUGAAAACGUUGCGUAUGAAAAAGAGGGGGACUGGGAAAAAAAAAAGGAUGAUUAUUUAAUAAAAAAUAAAGAACAAUUAUACAAAUUUUACAAAGAAUAUCAAAAAAAUAAUAAAACUCACAUGAGAAAUGAUUUACCUGUUAUGUGGGCUAAAGAUAAUUUCGAUCAAUUUUUAAUUACAUUUAUUAAAAAAUUUAAAAUUCAUAAUGGAGCCAUAUCGUCUUUAAGUUUACAUAAGGGAAAAAACUUACUUUGCUCAGCAAGUUACGACAGAUUUAUAAGCAUAUUAAAUAUAGAAAAAGGAGAAAUUAUUAAACGGGUACAUGUUGGGCAUGUACUAACUAGCUGUUUGUUGCAUUCGAAAUUUAUUCUUGAAAAUGAACAUCAAAUGGAGCAAGAACAGCAUACAGAAGCUGCUCCUUCGUUAUAUUUAACCGAUUCCUCCAUCGAGACGUGCGAUUAUUUAGGUGAAUACAGAAGGGUGAACAAUGGAAAUUCCAAAAUGGACACAUCUGUUGGUAGCCAGUCGUCUAAUGAGGAGGACGAGGAAGAAUAUGCGGCAUAUGACGAUGAGGAUGAAGAAGAAGAGGAUGAGAAAAAUGAAAAUGAAGAAGAAGAGGAUGAGGAAGAAGAGGAUGAGGAAGAAGAGGAUGAGGAAGAAGAGGAUGAGGAAGAAUAG
Molecule: messenger RNA, 2418 nt
Organism: Plasmodium malariae
Lineage: Eukaryota; Apicomplexa; Aconoidasida; Haemosporida; Plasmodiidae
Product: conserved Plasmodium protein, unknown function
Exons: 2
Coding region: 1-2418 (805 amino acids)
Biological process (GO): ribosomal large subunit biogenesis
Cellular component (GO): preribosome, large subunit precursor; nucleolus
Molecular function (GO): protein binding
Source: RefSeq, a predicted model, not a curated record